Messenger RNA from Striga hermonthica, 2573 nucleotides. Lineage: Eukaryota; Viridiplantae; Streptophyta; Magnoliopsida; Lamiales; Orobanchaceae. The record is from the annotation of a GenBank genome assembly.
AGGAAGGGCGGUUUCAACCUUCGCGUCAUAUUUCAUUCGCUGUUAAAACCGUUUGCAAAUACAGAAUUAUCAUGUCACAGUCUGGACGAGACUAUGCCACUCACCCUGGCCAGAGCCAGUCAACUAAUCAUUCCCCGCAACGUACAACACCACCACCUCCGACUGCGAAUAUUACAAGUUUCCUUCAAAAUCCGGAGUUCAUACAGGGCUUGUCUUCAUUAAUAGCUCGGGCCAUGCCUAGAAACUCGAGCACGAUGCCAUUGACUACUAACCCAACAGAACAUCCCACUCAUAUUCAUCAUGAUCAUGAAGUACAUGCUGCGACGUCACAUGCUACAUCCCAACCUCAUCAUACCUCUCCAAGUCAAGAAGAUCCAGUUCAUGUGAUUGUGAAUCCUGUAACGAACAAUCAAGCCCAAGAUCAACCCCCUGUGCAGGAGAUGACUGCUGAGAGUCAUUCUGCUCAUCGUCAGAGAGUUUCCCCUCGUCCUAGGCCCAUCUCAUCAGCACCUCACGUUCGCGAGGAUUUACGACGCCAAAUUGAGCGCAAUCGCCUUUCGAGACAUAGUGCGGAGGAAAUCGAAACCCUCCGCAAACGUUUGGCCGAACUUGAAAUGCGACAGAAGUCACAAGAAGAUUCACCCCGACAUGUCGCGACGUCGGGAAAUGUUGUUGUUGAGACAGAUUCUCCGUUAGCCCCUGAGCUUACCGCGGAGCCACUCCCUGUCAAAGUAAAUAUUCCGCAAAUCGGUAUGUAUGAUGGGACGUCGGAUCCAGACGCUCAUUUAGGUCAUUAUACAUCUUGGAUGGAUUUACACGGAGCUUCAGAUGCUCUGAGUCUGAUGCUGCUUACAACUUCGCCUGACUUUCAUAUGAUUGAAGGACGAGAUUUUAAUAGCCUUGUUGAGCUAAAUAAUUUAGUUCCUUGUCAUGAGCAAGUUGAUCAGUUCACCUCGGACACCGACAUGCCUCAAGUACCGACAUCUGAUACCGACAUCCCUAUGACGUCGGUCUCGUCUAAAAUAUCAACAGAAGUCCAUGGCCAAGAACAGUCUGCCCAUGAAGAAGGCAUAAAGAUGCAUGAAGAUAUGGACCCAAGGAUGCAGUUCAAAGAUGGAAGCCAUCAUAUUCGAGCGGAGCCUGUUGAAGAUAUUGAGGUCAUUUACGUGGACGGGUCAGAACAACAGAAGUCGCUGCGUAAUGGGGCCAAUCUGCAAGAACCCCUUCGGUCAAGUUUGAUUCAAUUCCUCCAGUCAAACACUGAUGUAUUUGCAUGGAAGCAUGAGGACAUGAAAGGGAUCGACCCACAGAAGGCAUGUCAUCGUCUUAAUUUAGACAAGACUGUCAAACCGGUUAUUCAGAAACGUCGGAAAUUUGGUCCAGAUCGCCAAAAGGCUCUUGAAGAAGAGGUAAAUAAGCUCAUCAAUAAUAAAUUUGUUAAAGAAGCCAAGUAUCCGACGUGGAUAUCGAACCCUGUCUUGGUUAAGAAAGCAACCGGCCUUUGGCGUCUCUGCAUAGAUUUCUCUGACUUAAAUCAAGCCUGCCCGAAAGAUAGCUAUCCCAUUCCACAUAUCGAUUAUAUGGUGGACGCUACGUCGGGACACCAACUCAUGAGUUUUUUGGAUGCCUAUUCAGGCUACAAUCAGAUUCCCAUGCAUCCAGAUGAUGCUGAACAUACCUCAUUCUAUUCAGCCCGUGGCCUCUAUUGCUACGUUAUGAUGACUUUUGGAUUGAAGAAUGCAGGGGCCACGUAUCAGAGAUUGGUCAAUAAGAUGUUUGCUCGUUUAAUUGGCCAUACCAUGGAAGUCUAUGUAGACGACAUGUUGGUGAAGUCGGAACAGGCCGCCGACCAUAUUGCUCAUCUCUCCGAAGUCUUUGAUAUACUCCGAGAAUACUCCAUGGUACUUAACCCUAAAAAAUGUACUUUUGGAGUUGGGUCAGGGAAGUUUCUAGGGUACAUGGUGAGCCAAAGAGGGAUCGAAGCCAAUCCUGCCAAGAUUCAAGCCAUACUUGACCUAGCUCCCCCGACAUCUCUCAAAGGCGUCCAAGCCCUAACCGGUCGGUUGGCGGCCCUUAAUCGGUUCAUUUCAAAAUCUACAGAUCAUUGUAAACCAUUCUUUGAUGCCAUCAAAAAGAAGAAGCCGUUUGAGUGGACCGUGGAAUGUCAAAAUGCUUUUGACAACAUUAAACAAGUUCUCUUGCAGUUACCAACGUUGCAAAAGCCACUUCCCGAUGAGCCCCUCUAUUUGUAUCUUGGUGUAAGUAAUGUUGCAGUUAGUGCUGUCCUUAUACGUCAAGACGGACUUCAGCAGUUUCCAGUGUAUUAUGUUAGCAAGGCCUUGCAUGACGCGGAGUUGCGAUAUCCGCAUAUGGAGAAGCUGGCCUAUGCUCUGAUCAUUGCUGCACGAAAGUUGCGCCCAUAUUUCUUGGAGCACUCAAUUGUUGUGUUCACGGCAUAUCCUCUCCGACAAAUCCUUCAUCGACCUGACACGUCGGGAAGAAUGAUCAAAUGGGCAAUCGAGUUGGGACAGUUCGAUAUACAGUACCGGCCACGAACCGCUAUCAAGGCCCAA